Podarcis lilfordi (Lilford's wall lizard) is the source of this 339-nucleotide messenger RNA. Lineage: Eukaryota; Metazoa; Chordata; Lepidosauria; Squamata; Lacertidae. The record is from the annotation of a GenBank genome assembly.
AUGAAGAUCGAGACUGAACAAUUCUUUGAUAUAAAUACUGACACGUUGACUGCUAGGAUAUAUGAAUGGUGUAGUAAAGUUGCCCCCAGCCGCUCGCUCCUCCCUCACCUGUCUUUGCUCUCCGGCCAGAUCAGGUUUCUUGAACAGGGCUGGCAGGCAAAGUUACGUUAUACAGAAGCAGGACAAAAUCACACCGGUAGAGCUGCCACCACUCCCUCUGUUCCGGGGAACCCAGAGUCACAACCCAGGGAGAAGGCUGUGCCCUGUUAUUACUGGUUAUCCCCACUCCACAAGUUGAAUCCACAAACUUGCAGACAGAAAUUCUACGGUAGAGCGUAA